Pristis pectinata (smalltooth sawfish) is the source of this 5254-nucleotide messenger RNA. It is a transcript of the gene cpdp, whose product is annotated as CPD photolyase. Gene Ontology annotation, molecular function: deoxyribodipyrimidine photo-lyase activity. The transcript has 11 exons. The record is from RefSeq and is a predicted model, not a curated record. NCBI's taxonomy places the organism in Eukaryota, Metazoa, Chordata, Chondrichthyes, Rhinopristiformes, Pristidae. Gene Ontology annotation, biological process: photoreactive repair. Bases 447 to 2192 code for a protein of 581 amino acids.
UAUUAGGCGUAGUAUGUUUAUCAAACGUCGAAACUACUACAUUUAAAGACGGAAAUGUGUGCAUUAUAGAUCAGAGCCGCUCAGGAAGCCCCCGGCCCUUCUUUCGUAAGGACUGAUCUGGGCGUGUUCAUUCUACUUACAUAAUAUUCAGAAAGUUACAUAACGCUCCAAUGCUGGCACUUGCAUAAGUGCAGCUGGUAAGUCUGUUCAAAGAGACGGGACGCUCGUAGAAGCAAAUCAAACGCCUGUUGGUGAGAGCCUCAAGUGCAUGAAGCUGAGCAGGUACUGUCUGGCCUGCUGAGUGGUUCCUGCAUUGUCUGUGUUUAUUACUGCACAGUGUGUCGAUCAGCAAAACCUGCAGGUCACUGUGCUGUGGCUAUUUUGUAUCUUAUUUCUCCAAACCUUUAAUCUUUCCUUUGCUGUUGAGCACCAAACAGAGAACUAAAAUGUCUUCAACGGGCAAAAGGCCGACCAAGAAAUCUGUACAUGAAAUGAAAGAUGUUGGCCAUGAGCAGAAGAAUGAAGAGAAAUCGAAUGAAAAAUCAACAGAAUUUCCUUGCUCCCCCAAGAGCCUGAAGGGACCUAAUCACAGUGAUUCAAGUCAGAAAGAGCAACAGAAUCACCCUGGUAAGAGAAAGAGAAUAGUGAAAAAUACUGAGCCAGGACAAAAUGAGGAAGAACUGUCCAACCCAAACAAAAAUAAAAGUAGAAAAGUUGAAGAUCAGACAUCUCCCUCAGGAGAGGAAGAUGUGUUAGAAAGAAUUAAAAAAUCACAUUUGUCCACUGCAAAAUCAGUUGAAGAAUUUAAUUUUAACAAAAAACGUGUCCGCCUUCUUUCCAAAGCCAAAGGGAUCCGGGAUAACUGUCAAGGAAUUACCUACUGGAUGUCACGAGACCAUCGAGUGCAGGAUAACUGGGCUUUCUUGUAUGCACAGUUGCUUGCUCUUGAGCAUAAACUCCCAAUCCAUGUCUGCUUCUGCUUGGUACCCAAGUUCCUAGGUGCCACCAUCCGCCAAUUUGGUUUCAUGCUGAAAGGACUUAAGGAGGUUGCUGAGGAGUGUCAGAUGCUGAAUAUUGCUUUCCAUCUACUGACUGGUUUUCCCAAAGAUGUGCUGCCAGAGUUUGUUAAAGAACACAACAUUGGUGCAAUAGUUACAGACUUCUCACCAUUACGUCUCCCACUGCAAUGGAUUGAGGAAGUGAAAAAUAAGUUACCAGAGGACCUGCAAUUUGUCCAGGUGGAUGCUCACAAUAUUGUACCCUGUUGGGUAGCUUCAGACAAACAGGAGUACAGUGCCAGAACAAUCAGGGGGAAGAUUCAUGAUAAGCUCCCGCAGUUCCUGACCGACUUUCCUCCAGUUAUCCAGCAUCCUUAUACCUCUCCCCAGAAAGUCCAGAUCAUUGACUGGGAUGCAGCCUAUGCAAGUCUUCAAGUGGAUCGCACAGUUCUGGAAGUUGACUGGGCAAAAGCAGGAACUACAGCAGGUCUAACUAAGCUAGAGACAUUCAUUAAGGAAUACCUCAAGAACUUCAGUACAGACAGAAACAACCCAAAUAAGGCUGCCUUAAGUAACAUGUCACCAUGGUUUCACUUUGGCCAAGUUUCGGUUCAGCGGGCAAUCCUAGAGAUAAAGAAGUUCCGUAACAAGUUUAAAGAGAGUGUAGACAGCUACGUCGAAGAAGCUAUGGUGCGGCGGGAGUUGGCAGACAACUUUUGCUUUUAUAAUAAACAGUAUGACCAGUUUGAAGGUGCCUCUGAGUGGGCACAGAAAACUUUGAAAUUGCACAGCAGUGACAAGCGACCAUAUCUUUAUACCCUAAAACAACUGGAGAAUGGGAAAACACAUGAUUCCUUGUGGAAUGCUGCACAGCUUCAGAUGGUCCACGAAGGGAAAAUGCAUGGUUUUUUACGAAUGUAUUGGGCUAAAAAGAUUUUGGAGUGGACCUCUUCACCCGAGGAAGCUUUGACGUUCUCUGUCUACCUGAAUGAUCGUUAUCAACUUGAUGGCAUAGAUCCCAAUGGAUACGUUGGCUGUAUGUGGUCAAUCUGUGGAAUCCAUGACCAAGGCUGGGCAGAACGACCAAUCUUUGGCAAAAUUCGUUACAUGAAUUAUAAUGGAUGCAAGAGGAAAUUUGAUGUUGCCCAAUUCGAGCGGAAAUACCACCACAACAAGUUCACGAAAACAAUCUAGAUCAGUGCUUGCUUUUAUAAUUGCGUAACCUAAAUUUAAGUGCUCUAUCACUGACUGCCAUGCCACCCCUGCCAUAGGCUUGAGCUCCAGUUCCCUUCUGAAAUAUCACCACCUCCCUUUCCUCCUCUAAUGUGGCUUUUUAGUCAUCUGCCCUGGCAUCUCAUGCUCCUGUGCAGAGCCUUGGGAUGUUUUGCUAUGUAAAUAGCUGAGUCCCAUGUAGAUUUUUUUCCCUUAUUUGAAUGAAAUUGAGGCAUGAGAAUGAUCUAGGGAAUAAAAUUAGACAGACUGUGUAAUAAGAUUCUGUAUAAUAGAAUGUGCAUUUCCAGGAAAGCCUAUUUAACUAAUCAUCAUAGCUGGCACUUCUUGGAAAACAUUUUUUUUAAACAGAAGUUAACUUGGCUCUGAGGAUUUCUGGGUCUGAGGAAGCUCAUCUUCCUCUUUUCAUAGACACAAAUACCACCCGUGCAGUGAGUAGUGGUUGGUGCAUUCCCUGAUUUUAAGGGUGUACACUGACCAUUGCCCAUUGAGAACUUGAAACUUGUGGAAAGCAGGAGAGGAGAUAACCAUAUGCUGUGCCCUAUUUAAUAGUUCAUACAUUUUUCACACAUCUGUUAUAUACAAACCACAAAUAUGCAUAAAUGAGACAUACAUGAUAUUUAAAAAUACAAAAUUUGUAAAAUCUUUUAACCUCAAGCAGAAUGGCCAGCAAUUAGUACCACCAUUGGUUACUAUUUUUACAAAAAUAACUGUCAACUGUACAGUUUUCAGUAUAAAAAGGAUCUCUUUGGGAAUUAAGAAAUCAUCAACUUUUGUAAGGAAAAAUGAAAUCAGAGCUUCAAGUGCAUGCAAGAAACUGUAGAUGGGAUCAUCCUAGAUCUGAAUGGUGGCCUGAAUUUUCUUCCACUGCUGCUUGCCCACACUAACCUGUUCUGGGCACAGAGAGCUGACCAAGCUAACUCUGGACCCAGGUGGUAUCCCACAAGUUGGAGCAGGCUUUGUCCCCAUUCUGUUGCUGUAACAACAUACAUGGUGUAGAUUUUCAUAACGCAGCAAUUUUAGUUUAGGGUUCUGCUCCUAGUUUGUUUAAAUUUUUGGCUUUUUUUUUAUAUAAAUAAGAGCUUAUUUAGACUCUAUGGAUUUAUACUGAAAGUUGCAUCAUUUCAGGCAAGUGCUAUGAAUUUAUCUUAACAAAUUACAUUUUUGUACCACAAAGUUGGAUAUGCAAACUGAUAUUGGAGCAAUGAGGUACAUUAGUGAGUUAAACACAUCAAAUCAAAAAAAUAGAAGAAAAUGGCCAAAUUAGAGCAAGAGAGGAAAGGAUUGGACUGAGAGAGAAAGGAAAAUGUAAAAGAAACUAAGUGAUCUGUAUCCUGUAGAAGUUUCAAUUAUUCCCUUGUGUCUCUGCCUCCAACAUGAAAGGCCUAAAAGACUGGAUUGAAUCAUAUGGAGCCACAUCAUAAAUUCAGCUAUUUUUGACAUUUGUGGGGUCUCUCAUUUUAGUAUUACCCUCAGUGUAGCUAGUUCUCGUACUUUUCCUUCACUGUGAAAGUAGAAUGAAUGACAUGAGACUAUCAAAUUCUGUUCAUUUCUUAUCUCAUUGGUAUAACUUAGCCUUGGUUCUAAAUUCUAAACCAUGGUGAGAACUUGUAUGUAGCAGUACCUAAUUAACUACUCACUGCCAAUUCCCAAUGAAAAGACUGUAAUGCUGCAGAAGUUGUUUUACAAAUGAAAUGUUCAUCAACAACUUGCAUUUCUAUAAUGCUUUUAAAAUAAAAUCUGAACAUCCUCCAUGGGAGGUGACCAAAAAACUUAGUAAUAGUAGUUUUAAAGAAGGGUUUUAAUGGAGGACAGAGUGUUAGAAAGUUUAGGGAGGAAAUUUCAGGAUUUAAGAGCUGUAGCAACGGAAGGUACAGUUGCUGGAAGGUUUCACCAUCUGAAAAUUAAAAGCAGUAGCUCAUUUGGCCCAUCAACCUCCAUAGCUUCCUUGGGUAGAGAAUUCCAAAGAUUCACUAUGCUCUGAGUGAGAAGUAUCUUCUUAUAUCAUUCCUGAAAGGCCAACCCUUUUUUUAGACUAGUUCUGGAUAUCUUGGCCAUGGGAAACAUUCCCAGCACCUGCCUUAUCUUUAAAAAUGUUGUCAGAUUUGCUAUAUAUUUUUCAGCAUUACCUUUGUUUCAAAUUUCUAGAUGCAUUAUUGGCUCUACUAUUAAAUGAGAGCAACAAAAUGCUGUGGUGAAGGCUUAUGUAAUCAAAACAGAGGCAUAAUCAGUUUGAAUGCAGUUGCUGGGAGCAUAGUUACUAAGUUUUCAAAUGCCAGGUCAUAGCUUUGCCACUUGUAGUAUUUUUCAGCACAAAUCCAGAACAAGAAUCCAAGUUUUUUAUCCUGCUGGACAUAUUGAGAAUCUUCUCUGGCAUAAUACACAUUCUGGCAAUACAUGAUUAACUUAAAGCAUUCUCUGUAUAAAUCAUCCAAUGAUUUGAACAAAGCAUUGUAAAUAAAAGUGCAAAUUCUGACCCAGUUGGUAUUAUUCUCAACUGACUUAGGCUGUGGAUUCAGACCAUGUUCUGAACCCAACUCUAGGCUGAUGCUAACCAUCCAUUACUUGAAGACUGGAUGUGUGUUCUUUGGUUGAGACAGUAAACCAAUUUCCUACCACUUCCAUCAAUUGGAUAUAAUAGCCCACAGCACUAUUUUACUCCUGGUCAAUAUCCUUCAUUUUCAUCAUUACAUACUAGCCAAUAUCAAUUUACUGUUUCUGGCUGGUUUUUUUUGUUUAAUAUGUUGUAAUAUAACUGGGAAUUUGUCUUCUGCAAAUGAUUCAUUCUUUUUGAAGCAGAAUGACUUUGUUCUACACAUUGGCUGCUGUGUUUUCCAGGUUAGAAGUUGACUAUACUUUACAUAUGCCCUUGAACAUCCUUGGUGCAAUGCUGGAUACAAAUUAGAUAGUAACUAAGUUGGUUUUUUUAAUUUUACAGAAAUGCACUGAAGACUUUUUGAUUUGUCCAAUGCAACAAGCUCAAGACAGACUUGGAAAUCUUUGUACAGUGCUCAAAGCUUUCAUUA